Messenger RNA from Leishmania mexicana MHOM/GT/2001/U1103, 6168 nucleotides. RefSeq lists its product as hypothetical. Bases 1 to 6168 code for a protein of 2055 amino acids. The record is from RefSeq and is a predicted model, not a curated record. The transcript has a single exon. NCBI's taxonomy places the organism in Eukaryota, Euglenozoa, Kinetoplastea, Trypanosomatida, Trypanosomatidae.
AUGCCGCGUCCAUCUCCCUUCUUGCCCAGCGAUAUAGUUGCACCACCAGCGACGGCGGCGGAGGCCUCGGCUGCCGCCUCUCCUCCGACCUCCACGUCCUUGUCGACCUCGCAGGGAGCGGUGUUCGGCCGCGCGUGUGGCGAUGCCGACGAGUGCAGCAGUCGGCGAUCCAGCAUCAGCACACCUCUGACCAGCACAUCAGAUGCGCAGCAGUGGAUGAGAGGAAACCCAAUCGUCGCCCCACUGCCAGGCCCGGCGACGGAGCAGCUAAACUUCGCCGAGUCCCACGCCUUUGCCAUCGCGGUGCCGUCGGAGACAAAGGCCGGCAAGUCACGAAACACCCCCUCAACUCUCCACCCACGAGGGCGACGGGGUCACGCGCACGGCGAUGCGGCGGGUGCCUCUACGCCGAGGAAAGCUAUCAGCAUCAACGACGUCAAGAGUAGCAGGAGCACUGGAUGUGGCGGCGGUAGAAGCACACGUCCCGAAGCUCUGCAGGCGCUCAGACAGGUCCCUGGGACGCGGUGCACCGCAUCACUCACGCCUCUGCGCACAACCUCCUCUCCCGCCACGCCGUCCACUGCCGCUGGUGUUUCUGAGUCCAAAGACGCAAACCACCGGCCCGCACGUCGGUCACGAAUCAACAAGAAGGCCGCUGAGGCUGGUGCUCUGCGGAGAGGCCGACGGCUUCCGUGCGCAGCAGCCCCCACGUCUUCCACAGCGGACACAUCAACGCCUGCGCUCUGUCGCAGACAGAACAUGAUCCCUUCCAUGAUGCCGUCCGCGCAUCAUCGACAGCGGCGGCGUCUUUCCUCUCCGGCAUCCUCAGCGCCGUCACUGACAACACAGCAUGCAUCUGCCGUGAACCAGCACGAGGUGAAGACAGGCGCCACGUCUGUGCGCGCUCGGGCGGCGCUAACGACGCCGACGACGACGGCACUGCCGGCCAGCGAGAGGUUGUGCUCACCAGCUGCAGAUCGCCGCGAAGUGGCAGAGGCACAAAGAGGUGGGGCCGGUGGUAUGUCCGAGGUGUUCACCGACAUCGCGUCGGCCGCUGCGGGCGCUGGAGAGAAAGACCUGCAGAGGGCGUGUGUAGAGGGCCGCUCUUCGUCCUCAGCAGAGGAUGAUGACGCCGGCAGAGGAGGCAGUGCGUGCACGCGCAGCCCCGCUGCUUCUGUGAACCCUUCCGGCGCCGCUAUUGCUCCGACGACCCACCAGCUGCGCUUUCUGCACGAGUGCCGCGUCAGCAGUAAUAACGCCUCCACCGCGUCGUCUGCCCCACCGGCGUCGCCGACAUGGCUGCACACGCCUCCGCUGCCCAUGAACUUCAGCAGCCGCUGCCACCACGGCGCGCACCGAUACGUAGAUGAGAACAGAGUCGCCUUGACUCGCGCAGGCGGUGCCAACGACGUGCAAUCACCGUCCUCUCCUUUAACGCCAACCGUAUUCUGCGUCUUCGCUCUCCCACACCACCGACACCACUGUCAAGUGCAGCAAGCAUCAAGCCUGCGCAGCGCGGACGACAGCUCGAUGCCCUGGCGCGAGAGCCGCUGCGACUUCUCCAGGGUCGAGCAGGUGUCGCCCAUCACCGCUGGAGAAAUGCAGGAGCCCUGUGUGACAGAUCACCGCAUCUCGCGGCCACCGGCCUUCCUAGCCACCGUGGCGCGGGCGUCAUCGUCAGCAGCCACCGACCAACUUUCUGCGGAGGGUGUGGACGCGGCGUGGUGGAUCGGCUCUACGAUGGGUACGUCUCCGCCGACACCGCUGCACGCCUCUUUUGACGUCUUCGCGCAGUCGUCGGCUGCGGUGUCGCCGUUGUCGGCGUUUUCGGCCGCGCAAACAGCGCCCCGACCAGCAGCAGCCCCAAGGAGCACGACUGACCGCCCCAUGGUCAGCGUGCGGCCUAGAAACGAAACCUCCACUCAUGGCAAGUCACGGUUCCCGCCAGCGCUAGAGCGGCAAGUGCGAGCGGCAGCAGCGGCACCGAUCGCCAGGUUCGGCGAUGAUGAGUACUGUCUUGGCCCCCAGCCUGAGCACGCGACGCCGCACAUUUCGGCUGCAAAGUUCUCCUCGAUCGACCCACCACGAGCUAGCGACGCGCCGCCAUCGGUGGAGAAGGCACGCGCCGCCAGUGGGCACCCCUCUACUUCGCUUGAGCUGGAAGGGAACGACCGCGCAGUGAUCCGCGCGGCAGCCGUGGCGGCGGAGGCAGAGGGUGGCGCGCCACAGCCUGCAUCGUCAUCGUCGCUGAAACCCCAAAGUGUGAUCCCAAUGAUUGCUGCCGCUGCAGCAGCCUCCGUGUCGCAGCUCAGUCACACGCCGGCGAUCAUGCUUACAACGCCUCUCGUGGGCUUCUCCUCUCGUAGCCCAGCACCUGUCGUGAACUCCUGCGCUAGCCCGAUCCCGCCGCAGUGGCACCCGCACCACCCCAUGCCGCCCCUCCAUCAGCUGAGUGCAGGGUCCACACCCAGUGUCUACGGCGACACAGGCAGCGGAGGCGGUGUUGUUGGCGGCGUUGGCAGCAACAUCACCGCGUCAACGACGCGGUCGCCGUUGCCGGAGAGGCCACGAUUGCGCACGCCUCCGCAUCAGACAGCAUGUAUGCCUGCAACGCGGAUAUCAGGGGAGGGGCACAGAGCAGACAGCUCGAGUCGCAUGAGCAUCAUCGGCGGCGGCGGUGGCGUCCCUCCACCGCAUCAGUCCGUACCCUUCCUCCUGUCCCAUUCCGCAUGGAAGAGUGGAGGCCGCAAGCGACCCAAGUCACCGUCUCCCUCCCGGUCGCCCUCAGCGCAGUGCAGUGGCGGUAUUGAUGGCACUGAAGGUGAUAGCGCCGAGGGAGUCGCUGGGGCCGUGGGGAAGCACCAGCAUCAGCCACCCCCUUGUUGUCUCACCGCUUUCAAAGGACUGGUCUCGGACAGCCACACGCCGGUUGGCUUCGGCUCCGUGACGACCGACAGCGAUGGAGCGACGCCGCAGGCAACGUCCGUGUCGCCACCGCCGCAGCGGCAGCAUCUGAAGAGCCACAGCGGCGACAUUUUCGCCACUACCACCACGGCGGCGCGGCCGCCGAUGACUGCGCUCGGCCCUGUGAUGCGGCCGCGGCCGCGCCAGCGCACCAGCAGCAACGGCAGUGACACGGCCACCAGCACGCCGUCCCCACUUCCCAUGGCGAUAGCAAGCCCGGAUAUGGCCCCAACGCUCGGCACCUUCAGCGCGUCGUCCACCUUCACCGGGUUCGACCCGGCUCCCUCCUGCAUCCUCGCUGCUGGCCCUCGGAGUGCCUCCAUCAGCGGCAAGGUAUACGUGCACUCCCUGACGACCUCUCCACCGCCCCGACAUCGCAGUGUCGGGUCGGCGUCGUCCCUGUCCUCGAUGGGCGCCUUUGCCUUCAACGAUGCCAGCACGGUCCCAGUGAUGCACAAUGGAGUGCUGAGCCGCGUGGUGGCGUAUGUGCCGCUGUCAACUGCCAGCAGCAACCCCAGAAAUCGCAUCGGUGGGCGGGUGGGUGGCGGGGCUGAGAACGGCGCAGACGACGUGGUGCACGGUGACGAGGAUGAGGACUAUCUCGAGGACGGAGGCGCCGGCACCUGCAAGACCCCCCAAGGCGGGAACGGCAGGCGGUGGAGAGUCACCUCCAGUGGCUGCGGUGUUGGUGCGCACUGCUGUGGGAAGCCUGUGCGGCUGAAGCCUGGGACCGCUAUCGAGACCGCCAUUCAACCAGGCCCCUACGCACGCCACCUAUCGUGGGUGCCCUUCUGUGCCGGCGGCGGUGGCGGUGGCGGUGGCGGUGGCGCGAGCGCCGGUUUCAGCCGAGCGGGGGUGACUAAUACCGCCGCAGCAGCAGCGCAGGUGGGCGACGAUCGCCGUUGGUCUGGCAGCGAGGACCUGGUGACAUGGCUGUCGUGUGCAGCGAGCUUUACAGCGUCUUCGACGUCGGCAUCGACAACGUACGCCUCGUCCUCUUUUGGCACCGUUCCCUGCGAUGACGAGCAUGUAAGGCACUGGAGCUCGCAGCAGCACAGCACCAGCGAUAGCGGUGACGACAGCCUUCUCGAUUCAUCGGCAGAAGCCGAGGAGAGCGAGGACGGGCUCGCCGUCUGCACCCUCUACGCUGCGGCACCGCGACACUACCAUUACCGCCGCACAGUGCAUCCGCCUGCAUCAUGCGACGCGGUGCUUCAGAGGCGGCGUGAGAAGCGCCACCACCGCUACGUGCGGGUUCACCAUCCACGACGCCAGCAUCGCUCCCUCUCAAGCUCCCCAGCCACCGGCAGGGAUGCGGUAAAAGGGGCAGAGCAGGCGCAGGCUGAGAGACCUCUCCCAACCUUUACAAUGGAUGUUAACGGCACCGCCGCGCGGCCUAUCCUCCAUGUCGACCCGGCAGCGGAUGAGAACGUGAACGCGGGCGCACACAACGGGCCCUGCCACCGGCCUGUGGUGACAGCGUUACCCGGCACAUUCGUCCCGUACAGCCCCCACCUGUCCACCUCUUCCCUGCUCUACUACGACGAUGUGUGCAGCGAUGACGUGGAUGAUGUCUAUUAUCAGAUAGAGAAGCGUCUGUUCCCGGUCGCCGACGAGGCAGGGCAGAGCCUCUGCAGAGCCUUCCGAUCAUCGCCACCACCGCCGCCACAAACACCCGCCGCUGCCGCAUCAGCAUCCCCGACAGGCGACACCAGGGAGACACCCCACGACGGCUCCGACGAGCCAUCUAUCGACGCGCUCUUCACGGUGCUGAACGUGCCGCUUCGCCUCAACCUGCGCGGUGGCUUUCAUCUCUCCGACUACUACACCCCCUGCCCCGUCUGUCACCCAGCCAUGCGAACGGUGGCAGACGACACGGCCUCAGGCUUGGAUGCAACGGCCAGCAGCUGCAGCUGCAGCUGUUGCUCGUGUCUCUGCUCGUCCGUCUGCUUCCGCUCCACAAAGCGGUCCACCUUGUCCUCUCGAGCUAUGUCGCGGAUGUCGGGUGGCACCUCGCUUGGCUCCACGCAGUGCAUCUUCUGCUCCGACGCCUCCGCCAAGGCCUCGGCCCCUGGGUUUGCCAAGGGACUGCGUCAGAUGACGCCGCCGCCACCACCGCCCGCUCCUGCGGUGUUGGCAGUUCGGCAACCAGGAGUACCAUCAGCAGCCAAGGCGACACAGCCCUACGGUGUCGGCACUGCCACCAGUGUCAGCGACACCUUGAGCUCGCUCCUCCUGCAGCAUGGAGACGUGACAAGAAGGUGCGAUGCGGGGCGGCGAGAGCGAAAAGCAGCGGCAGCGAGGACGGCCGGAAGUCACAGAGCCACCGCUGCAGGUGGACUGGCGCCCUCCACAUUCACCGCACGGUCCGCCCGCCCCUAUGCAAGCGGCGCGACCGACAACCCGCUACUACUGCCAAAGUGGAUGCAGGGGUUUCCCCCAGCCCCUGCAACGCAGAGGCCCACCAAGUCCGCAGCAGUACUAGCACCGGCAACAGGCAAUGAUAUCGAGGACAAGGUGCGCGGCCGCAAGGAUGGCAGCAGAGGGACGCGUGGCAGCGGCGAUCCAGGUCGGCUGCCACCGCCGCUAGUGGUUACUGCAGCACACCGACACUCAUCCUACCGGCGGCAGCGAGUGCGGCACCCGCCCGCAGCCGUCACGGCCCACCGUCGGCAAGCGCGUUAUCGUGGCGGCGGCGUCGGAGAUGGAGCGUUGCGCUCGCAGUACAACCGGUUCAUGCGGCAACGCCUCCUGUGUGUGCGCGUCAACGACAAGAUCACCUACAUCGACCCGAAAGUUGCAACCUGCGCUGCGCGCCUCCUGGUUGGCGCGGCCCUGCUGGCUGAGAAGACGAAGGAGGAGGUGGAGAGGGAACGGCGGCAUCGUGUGGCAGCCGUCGACGGUGACGCUUCUGGUGCCGCCGCAGCAGUCGACGCCAGGGGAGCGCCGACGGAGACUUCUAGCGCUCCGCCAGCGUCGCAGCAGCCGCACCAAACGGCGGCCUAUCGCCGCCACAGUCGCUGCCGAAACGGCCACCGCCACCAAUGUCACCACACUCAUGGCGAGCGCCGCUGCCGCGGUCGGGAUCAGCGGCUGCUGCCUGUGGAGCGUCAGCAACAGUCGUCGACGUUCUCCCAUACUGAGGCUGCCCCAGGUGCGCGAGGCAGCAACAAGCGGGUCGUCCCCGCUGACGACGGCGGUUAA